Molecule: messenger RNA, 2424 nt
Organism: Ostrinia nubilalis (European corn borer)
Lineage: Eukaryota; Metazoa; Arthropoda; Insecta; Lepidoptera; Crambidae
Exons: 18
Coding region: 158-2419 (753 amino acids)
Source: RefSeq, a predicted model, not a curated record
CAAAACUUCAUAAAUUCAAAACAUAAACAAAGCCUAAAAAUUUAUAAAAAUAGUAAAAGUUUAAAAAUUAAUUUAGUUUAUUAUUAUAAAAAAUUAAAACCUAUUUUUAGUGUUAGUAGUUAUCAAGUAUUUGUGUGAAGAUAUUAAUUAUGCCAAGAUGUCUCGACAUUCAAGUCACGAACGUGCGUUAGAAAACACAGAAGUCCUUGAGGUCAUAAGAGAAGAACAAUGUUCUCCUGCAGUAUCCUCGGUAAACAUGGACGCCGUAUCCAAAACUGUUGCUGAAGCACCGAAAGCAUGCGUUGAUUGCACAUGUUUAAAUGACCUUGAAAAAAUGAAGGAUUCAAAGAAUCCUGAAGAAAUUGAAAGGAUGAUGUUAGAAAGAGAAGCAGUUUUGCGGCGUGAAUUUCUCCAGAAGCUGGAAGGAGAAACGAAUGACCUGAAGGACAAAUUUGACUAUAUUUUACAAAAUGAGCAAGUGAGAACAUCGUUUAUGCUUCGCGAGGCGCACAGAGAACGCCAAGAAAAAAUUGGCGCCUUACAAACUCAACUUGAAUGCAAGAAUUUAGCUGGAGUCAUGUAUGUGAUGUGUACAGAAAGAAGGAAGAGCAAACUGGAGCGACUGAGGCUCAUACAAGAGUACACCAACUACAUCCGAGCCCUGCAGACCAUCCUGGCUGACGGUCAGGAACUGAUCCUGAGACUGUCUCGAGGGUACAAAACAGCCGCUAGAGUCGACCACGAGUGGCGGGAGAAGAUGAAGAUGGUCAUUAAGGAGUUCCAAGCCUACGUGUACCACUUCAGCGGUGGUACUCCUGAAUCCAACCAGUACCUGUUCGAUCUGCCUGCCCUGCUGAAGACGGAGGCAUCGGUCUACGACGACCCCAAAGAGGACCCCAUUGAGGAGCCCGACCAUGAGGGGGAGGAGGAGGAGGCUGAGGACCCCAACGCGGAGAAGCCGUGGUGGGAGCUGAUCGAGGGCGAGUGCAAGCCCUUCAUCAUGUUCGGGGACAUGGCGGAGUUCCGCCCGCCCCAGCGCAGGGAGGUGCUGAAGGCUGUCAAGGCGGCUGCCACCGCGCCCAGGCAGUGGAAGGAGUAUGUUGGAAAACUGCUAAGCGAGGAUCAAAGGUCAUCCCACCUAAAUGCGGAGAAGCCGUGGUGGGAGCUGAUCGAGGGCGAGUGCAAGCCCUUCAUCAUGUUCGGGGACAUGGCGGAGUUCCGCCCGCCCCAGCGCAUGGAGGUGCUGAAGGCUGUCAAGGCGGCCGCCACCGCGCCCAGGCAGUGGAAGGAGUAUGUGUUCAACGAGAUGUUCCUAAGGGCGGACUGUUCCAACGCUGACGUCAUCAAGGACGAGUACCCCAACAGGGUGCCUCCCCCGGGCAAGUGGGAGUGCCAGGCCGUCCAGACAGACAGGCAGUUUUCGAAAAUGUCAAUAUCGAGCCGCCGAGUGACCACUACUAGUAUGGAUGUUCGUGGCAACAUGGGCUCUAUACUGAAAAUUAUUACAUCAAACAUAGCACCUGAGGCUCCAAACAAACCCAAUAUACUGGCGGCUAGGGAUUCUAUGGAGAUAGCUUCCACUACUAAACUGAGAGACAAGCACCACCACAAGCAUACCGACCCUGCUAGAGUCGUGAUCAACGUCGGCAGCAGACGGACGUCAAUGUUCAAGCAAGACUUGGAAGACACUAGUGACGAAGUUGGGACCUCCCAGCAGAAGAAGGAACAGAAAGAUCUCGAUGACGAGGAAGAAGAUGAGUCCUUAUCAUUGCUUGGGAGCAUCCACAAUGACAGCCUGCACGUGAUACCGUCGCACGUGCCAGAGAAAGACCACAAGAUUCAUUACGAGAAAGUUUGUCCAAUGGAGAAGUGCCAGCGUAUGGAGGUGGACUCAUUCAUUCGUUCCCUCCCACCGUACAUGAGGGCCAAUCCGUUCACUCACUUCGAGCAAUCCUAUGAAGACUAUGAAACUUGCACUAAAGAGCAACUGGAAAUCCUGAAGAAGAGGAUAGAAGAUAAGAAGAACAAGGAGAAGCCUGACCAUCCAGGUCUGGAAGAGAGUCCGUUAGCUGAAUGGAACCCUGAGGUGGAGGGUGUGGGAGUGCAGACUUCAGAUGCGUCGCUACCUCCUUGUACUUGCCGCGUACCCAGUCCCACGCCUGUGUCCAGUGCUGGAAGGAUGUUUGAUAUGCAAGACCUUAUUCCAAUCAAACAGAACUUAGACGCGAUUCGAAAAGACUGCUUCUACGAUGGUGGCAUCGAGUUUGACAGGUUCAAAGUCAUCGGCCAGGAGAGCGACUACACCAUAAACGAGGCUCCCAAAGAAGACUUCAAGAAGACUAGAUUAUACGAGAUAAAACGAAUACUAAAACAGCAUCCAAGUCUUUGUGAAAUCUUCCAAGCCAACACCAGAUGUUAGUGAAA